GAAAAGAAAAAAAUUUAAAAGCUUUCGUUCAUUCACUGUACUAUUAUACGCCAUUUCCGAAAUUACCAAUUGCCCUGAAAUGGCCUUCCGAUUCGCAACCCGCCUCGCCUCUACUGUUGCCCGCUCCGCCACGGCCGUCCCCGCUACCAUCUUCCACUUCAGCGCCACCUCUGCCGUCUCCAAUCUUCCCAAACCCUAUCAAUUACUCUCCACACUCAAAUCUCGAUCCCAUUCAUUACAUGCUCUCCCACAUGGCACCCUAUCUCUCCGAUCCUUCUCCACAGUCAGUCGCCCGAGCCGUCCCCAUCGAUCAGCCAAGCCAGAUAUUGGCGCCCGAGCCAGGCAGAUGCAGACGCGGCGUCUCUGGACCUACGCUCUAACCUUCAGCUGCGUUGCGGGAUUCAUCAUCAUCGUGCUCAACCAGUUCCAAGACCAGCUCGUUUUCUACGUGACCCCAACGGAUGCGGUUGCGAAGUACAAAGCAAACCCUACCAAGGCAAAGUUCAGGCUCGGAGGGCUGGUAUUGGAGGGGAGUGUGGGGCAGGUACCUUCCUCUCCAGAGAUGGAGUUCGUUGUCACCGACUUAUUGACUGACAUUUUGGUCAAAUACGAGGGUUCCUUGCCGGAUCUUUUCCGGGAAGGUCAUUCUGUGGUGGUUGAGGGGUUUAUAAAGCCGUUCAGUGAGGAGAUGAGGAAGAAGGAUGAAGGGGUGGUGAGAGAGAACAGGUUGAAGGUCACAGAGAAGGCCAGAAGUGGAGAUUUCUUUUUUGAGGCCUCAGAAGUGUUGGCUAAACAUGACGAGAAGUAUAUGCCACAAGAAGUCGCUGCUGCCCUGGAGAAGAAUAAGAAGUUGCUGGAACAACAACAGAAUGAGCAAAGCAGCAGCGAAGCUAUACCCACAGCAUAAGGAGAUUUUGAUCAUUGCAUUGUCACAGGUCUGAUAUUAUUUUUUGCUUGACAUAUGAACUCUUUUAGAACUUCCUUGGACAUGUAUGUUUAUGGUUAAUAUACGCAUAACAGAUUAGAUUGAGGGAAAUCAGAGAGGAGAUAUAGGAUUAUUUGAGUUGAUAAACCAUCUGAUACACGGGAUUAUUUAGUUCCUAUUGUUGGGUUGAUCCAUUUUUUGUGUUCAUUCUAUAGAUUGUAUUGUCUACCCACAAUAAUUGGGGGCUACAAACUGAGAUUGGCAUGGUGGUGAAUAAAUGUUGGAUUUUUUCAUUUAAUAGAGAUUCUUGGGAAUGGCUGUUUUUAUUCAAAGAAAUGCAUUCAGGGAUGGUGCCGAGGUUUUCAUUGUGGGGUGAGUUAAUCUUUAAACAAUUAUAAGUACCGGGUAUAUUAAUGAAUUGCAGCUCAUGGUUAAAAAUGUGAGCUCCUCCUUAAUUGAUAUUGAGCAUAUUUGAUGGGUAUGAUGGCACUAUGGCAAGGUGGACGGUGACUAGAAUAAAUCUUCUUGUCUUUGUUCUUACGAAAGAAAAGAGAUGUUCUAUUCUGAAAAAAUGCGUUCCGAAAGAGAAAUGCCCUAGGAUGAGUAAUAGCCUUGUAUUUUUCUGUUUUUCCAAUGCAAGGUUGAGUAUGGAAGGUUGACACUUACUAUGUAGACAUGUAGUUAUAUUUUGUUUUUAAGUU
Molecule: messenger RNA, 1626 nt
Organism: Cuscuta epithymum
Lineage: Eukaryota; Viridiplantae; Streptophyta; Magnoliopsida; Solanales; Convolvulaceae
Source: the annotation of a GenBank genome assembly